Molecule: messenger RNA, 2368 nt
Organism: Mandrillus leucophaeus (drill)
Lineage: Eukaryota; Metazoa; Chordata; Mammalia; Primates; Cercopithecidae
Gene: CD96
Product: CD96 molecule
Exons: 15
Coding region: 171-1880 (569 amino acids)
Biological process (GO): cell-matrix adhesion; inflammatory response
Source: RefSeq, a predicted model, not a curated record
UUCCUGUCUACGUUUCAUUUCCUGGGGGCUUGCCAAGUGAUAAACAGACCCAGGCGUGUGUGGUAGAUUUGGGUUUUUUUAGCACGAAGUGGGUGGCUGGGGUUUGCUUGAAAACAUCAAUUGACUUAGUGAUCAUUACGGAAAUGCUGGUGUAAGGUGUUCAGAAGACAAUGGAGAAAAAAUGGAAAUACUGUGCUGUCUAUUACAUCAUCCAGAUACAUUUCGUCAAGGGAGUUUGGGGAAAACCAGUCAACACAGAAGAAAACAUUUAUGCUACACUUGGCUCUGAUGUCAACCUGACCUGCCAAACACAGGCGAAAGGCUUCUUGGUGCAGAUGCAAUGGUCCAAGGUCACCGAUAAGGCAGACCUGAUUGCUCUUUAUCAUCCCCAAUACGGCUUCCACUGUGCCUAUGGGAGUCCCUGUGAGUCACUGGUGACCUUCACACAGACUCCUGAGAAUGGGUCAAAAUGGACUCUGCACUUAAGGAAUAUGUCUUCUUCCGUCAGUGGAAGGUACGAGUGUAUGCUUACUCUGUAUCCAGAGGGCAUGCAGACUAAAAUCUACAACCUUCUCAUUCAGACACACGUUACACCAGAUGAGUGGAAAAGCAACCAUACAAUAGAAAUAGAGAUAAAUCAGACUCUGGAAAUACCAUGCUUUCGAAAUAGCUCCUCAGAAAUUUCAUCUGAGUUCACCUAUGCAUGGUUGGUGGAGGAUAAUGGAACUCAGCAAACACUUAUCUCCCAAGAUCACCUCAUCAGCAGUUCCACAUUACUUAAAGAUAGAGUCAAGGUUGGUACAGACUACAGACUCCACCUCUCUCCAGUCCAAAUCUUCGAUGAUGGGCGGAAGUUCUCUUGCCACAUUAGAGUCGGUCCUGACAAAAUCUUGAGGAGCUCCACCACAAUCAAGGUUUUUGCUAAACCGGAAAUCCCCAUGAUUGUGGAAAAUAACUCCACGGAUGUCUUGGUAGAGAGAACAUUUACCUGCUUACUAAAGAAUGUAUUCCCCAAAGCAAAUAUCAUAUGGCUUAUAGAUGGAAGUUUUCUUCAUGAUGAAAAAGAAGGAAUAUAUAUUACUAAUGAAGAGAGAAAAGGCAAAGAUGGAUUUCUGGAACUGAAGUCUGUUUUAACAAGGGUACAUAGUGAUAAACCAGCCCAAUCAGACAACUUGACCAUUUGGUGUAUGGCUCUGUCUCCAGUCCCAGGAAAUAAAGUGUGGAACAUCUCAUCAGAAAAGAUCACUUUUCUCUUAGGUUCUGAAAUGUCCACAACAGACCCUCCACCGAGUGUUACAGAAUCCACCCUUGACACCCAACCUUCUCCAGCCAGCAGUGUAUCUCCUACAAGAUAUCCAGCUACGUCUUCGGUGACCCUUGCAGAUGUGAGUGCCUUGAGGCCAAACACUACUCCUCAACCCAGCAGUUCCAGUGUGACUACCCGAGACUUCAACUACCCCUGGACCUCCAGUGGGACAGAUGCCAAAAAAUCAUUUUCACAGAUACCCAGUGAAACAUACAGUUCAUCCCCCUCGGGCGCAGGCUCAGCACUUCAUGACAAUGUCUUUACCAGCACAACCAGAGCAUUUUCAGAAGUCCCCACAACUGCCAAUGGAUCUAUGAAAACUAAUCACGUCCAUAUCACUGGUAUUGUGGUCAGUAAGCCCAAAGAUGGAAUGUCCUGGCCAGUGAUUGUAGCAGCUUUACUGUUUUGCUGCAUGAUAUUGUUUGGUCUUGGAGUGAGAAAAUGGUGUCAAUACCAAAAAGAAAUCAUGGAAAGACCUCCACCUUUCAAGCCACCACCCCCUCCUAUCAAGUACACUUGCAUUCAAGAGCCCAACGAAAGUGAUCCGCCUUAUCAUGAGAUGGAGACCCUCUAGUCUCGUGAGACUUUGCCCCAUGGCAGAACUCUGCUGGAAUCCUAUUGAGAAGGUAUUGGCUGGGAUCCACCAAAACUUCAAUCAAUUUUCCUUUCUUAAGGAGAUAAAUGGAGCCCUUUGAUUUUCCCAAAACUCCAGGGCAAACUUAUCCUCUCACCAUUAAAUCAUUUCAUAUCAAAGGAAACUAAGCUGUGUUUCUCCAGAUUUCACCCAAGAGAGAGAGACUUUCAUUCCUCCCUCAAACCCUUGGGCAGUGUUUUUUGUUGCUACUUUAGUAGAAACUACGGAAACAGUUCCAGUUUACAGCAGUCUCUGCAGCAAGAUCCCACACAUGUGGCAGAACUGGGCGGACUCCUGCCCAACAUUCCUACUGGGGGCUCUCGACACAGGAGCAGGGGCAGGAAGAAGGCUCAGCAAUCACUUCUGCAGAACUUUCCCCUACAGAACUUUUACCCAUUACCCCAAAUUUUGGGUACACAGCUUGACCA